Cloeon dipterum is the source of this 1205-nucleotide messenger RNA. RefSeq names its product nuclear inhibitor of protein phosphatase 1 (gene NiPp1). Gene Ontology annotation, cellular component: nuclear speck. The record is from RefSeq and is a predicted model, not a curated record. The coding region runs from base 39 to 1091 and encodes 350 amino acids. NCBI's taxonomy places the organism in Eukaryota, Metazoa, Arthropoda, Insecta, Ephemeroptera, Baetidae. Gene Ontology annotation, molecular function: protein serine/threonine phosphatase inhibitor activity; mRNA binding; protein binding. The transcript has 6 exons.
CUCCGCCCCCUUUGAGCGUUUUAUUUUGAAGCACUGUCAUGGCGAACCACUACGAUAUACCCACUUGGGCUGGGAAGCCACCAACAGGACUCCACCUUGAUGUCAUGAAGGACGACAAGCUUAUCCAGAAAUUAAUGAUAGACACGAAGAAAUGUUACCUGUUUGGACGGAAUCCACAAAUGAACGACUUCUGCAUCGACCACGCGUCCUGCUCUAGGGUUCACGCUGUUUUGGUCUACCACAAACAUCUCGACAGGGCGUUUCUUGUUGACUUAGGCAGCACACACGGCACGUACAUUGGCAGCAUCCGACUAGAGUCGAACAAGCCGACGCAAUUGCCAAUCGACAGCACCUUCCAUUUUGGCGCAUCUACCAGAAUGUACACAAUAAGGGAGAGGCCACAAGCUGCACCCAGACCCAUCAUCGAAGAGCUAGAGCAAUCGGCGGAAGACGCCGAAGGCGGUCUCCUCGGUCUUCCAGAAACGGAAACUGAACUUGAUAAUUUGACUGAAUUCAACACAGCUCACAACAGGCGAAUCUCAAUGCUCGGGAUUCCAGAUGAAGAAAUACGAUCGAGGAAAAGGAAGAAACGGGGUGUUACUUUCAAUGAAGAUGAGGAGGUCAUUAAUCCAGAAGACGUUGAUCCUAGUGUUGGGAGGUUUAGAAAUCUAGUUCAGAGCACCGUAGUACCAACAAAACGACAAAGGGUUGAAGGUGGCCUGAUCGGCGAUGUCGGAUCGCGGCUACCGGGUCACCACCCCAGUCACCACCAAAUCCUCGGCGGCGGCAUGAACGCCUCAAACCUAUACCAAGACUUGCCUCCAGAAACUCAUUCGUCAGGGCCCGCGGCCGCCGGCAGCCUUCUCUCCUCCUCCCUCGCCUCCAAGCUCGGCAUUGCUCUUCCUAAUCCAGCACCUGACGUUGAGGUGGCGCCCCCGCCGCCCCCAGAGGCGCCAAAGCGAAGCGCAGUGGGACCUGCCAGGCCUCCAGGCUCUGAGCCUGCUGGGCCUAGCCUCGAGCCCAAGAAGAAAAAGUAUGCCAAGGAGGCCUGGCCAGGCAAGAUGAAGCCCAUGGCUGGACUUCUCAUGUAAAUAGGCACAAGAGAAUCAUGAACAAAGUUGUGGUUGAUCAAGUGCUUCUGGCGUAACAAUCGGGCCAAUCAUUAUACAAUGUGAUGUAAAUAAAUUCGCCUGUUAUGAAUCAGA